Messenger RNA from Canariomyces notabilis, 1191 nucleotides. Its product is annotated as Thioesterase/thiol ester dehydrase-isomerase. The transcript has 2 exons. The record is from RefSeq and is a predicted model, not a curated record. The coding region runs from base 275 to 745 and encodes 156 amino acids. Lineage: Eukaryota; Fungi; Ascomycota; Sordariomycetes; Sordariales; Chaetomiaceae. Gene Ontology annotation, molecular function: fatty acyl-CoA hydrolase activity. Gene Ontology annotation, cellular component: mitochondrion.
GCACAAAAUGGGCGGUGGGAGCCGGCAAUAACGAUGCACUGCCAUGCAGCCAGCCAUUGGAUUGUCUGGGUUCCCGAUCCCCACUUCCCGACUGCAAGGUACCGACGGAUAGCCUCGGCAUUCCCGUCGUCGUCUUAUCUACUCUCUUCAGACCUGCCUCGCUCCAUCCGUCUGUACGAGACAGGGCACUUCCAUCACAUCUCCUAUCUGUUUGCCUUGUUGUCUGUAGCUCAGCGAGUGUGUUACAAAACGACUCCGUUCUUAUACCUCCCAGAUGACGGGCAUUAACCGGCUAAAGAGCCGGACCAGGGCCGAUUAUCGCUAUAUUCUGGAGUACAGAACCAGAUGGAGCGACAAUGACAUGUAUGAUCACAUGAACAACUCUAUUUACAACUUUCUCUACGACUCCAUCAUCAACACAUACUUGAUUGAGCACUGCGGACUCAAUCCUCCAGCAUCGCCACAAUAUGGCAUGGUAGUUCACUCCCACAACGACUACUUUGCGUCCAUCUCGUUUCCUGCUUGCGCUGAAUUGGCCCUGCGUGUCAACAAGAUUGGCAAUUCUAGCGUCACUUACGAGAUAGCCCUUUUUGAGAAGGGUCAGGAGGCUGCCAAGUCUGUGGGCGAGUUCGUCCAGGUCUUUGUCGAUCGAGCCACAGGGAGACCGAAUGCCAAUGGCAUGAGUCCUACCUUGCGACGAGGGUUGGAAAAGAUCUUGGUUGAGAACCAUACAAGCAAGCUAUAGCACAACUGAAGCACCUGCACAGAUACCUUGUCCAGAGAGGUCAUUUCCCAUUUCAUCCCUUUCACACAGAAGUAGUAUGCGUGGCAAACUUGGCCCAAAGGCUAAUGCUAUAUAACCUUAAACUUUGGGGAGAUCGAAGGGAAUUGAACUGGGGGCCUUUCUUGCCUAAAGCGGUCGUCCCCUCCUACAACCCGGCUACACUGCCCAUCGGGGGUGAAAGUAGGGGGAGGGGGAUUUGUUUACUUGUAAUCCCUGUUUCUGACCAUCUCAACUCCCAUCUCCUUCACAUGCCGCUUCUGACCCACCAUUCUUGUGGCCAGUUACACCGUUACUGCGGCGCACCUGCAGAUGGUGUUGACAGGAAGCUCCGCGGACUGCCUCCUUCGAAGGAUGCAGUGUCCGCACACGACAAGUUGAAAGACGACUAGCCAAUGAGCUACUACGCU